AUGGGGAAAAAGGAGCAGCCUAAACAUCUAAUACAAUUUUUGGAGAAAGUGAAGUCAUCACCUGGAUUCAGGGGAGUGCACGAAUUUGACCAUGCUAAAAUUCCUUCUUUAGACACGGAAGAACCUCCUAAUUGCUGGGCUCUUCCUAUAGUGACACUGACAAGCAUUGCAAUUGCACUUCCAGACAUUGAUUUCCACUUAAUUGAGGAAUUAAUAAGGAGUGUGUAUGAAGGUUUCAUGUACAUCAAACUUGUUGAAGAGAACCUGGAUAGCAGAAAUGACCUAGUAUACAUCAGGAAGGCAGCAGAGUUAGUGUGGGUAGAAGUUGACUUAUGUUACAAGUGGCUGGACGUCGAUCUCCGUAAAGCUGCCACUGAAGGACAAAAUCCAAAAGGCGUGCUUGAAGGACUCUCUGAGAAAGCAAAGGAGAGAUUCAUCGAAUUCAGAAAGAAAGAUCCAAAUGCUUGUUUAAAGGGUUCACCUUCAACAUGGCCUCCCAAUAUGUUGGCAGCCAACUGUAUGUACAGAGUGUGUCAAACUCUUCUGCAAAGUUCUGAUAGCAGAGUGUUUGAGAACAGCAAAUCCAUGUUUGACAGAUUGUCAACCAUGAUUGCGGAUAUAACAGGUGCUUGUCUUACCAACCUUGAUAAAGUUAUAUCCAUGCGAUGCCACCAUGGCACCAUUGAAGAGAGAGCAGCAGGUGUCCGCUCUGCCAUCUUACUUCUGGGGAAAACAGAGAGUGUUCUGCAUAUUCUUCGUUCACAGUCACUUCCAAGUUCAGCACCAGAUCAAUUGGAAAAAAUUGAUCAUUGGCGCUCACAUAGCAAAGAGGUGGACAACCUCUCCUGCAGUAGUAGCUCACCCUCAAAUUGUUCUCCAACUUCCCAAAGUUCAUCAGACUUGUAUCUAACUGUGGACUAA
This is a messenger RNA of Solanum tuberosum (potato), 921 nucleotides long. RefSeq lists its product as uncharacterized. NCBI's taxonomy places the organism in Eukaryota, Viridiplantae, Streptophyta, Magnoliopsida, Solanales, Solanaceae. The transcript has a single exon. Bases 1 to 921 code for a protein of 306 amino acids. The record is from RefSeq and is a predicted model, not a curated record.